Messenger RNA from Dentiscutata erythropus, 1537 nucleotides. The record is from the annotation of a GenBank genome assembly. NCBI's taxonomy places the organism in Eukaryota, Fungi, Glomeromycota, Glomeromycetes, Diversisporales, Gigasporaceae.
AUGGUUUUUGAUCUUAAUCCUGGUUUGAGUUCAAGUACAAAUCGUCAUUGUAAUUUUCUUGUUGAGCGGAAAAAGAAUAUAUUUUCUUUUUCCCCAACUGGCAGCAGUACUAGUGAGGAAGAAAUCGACCCUAGCGUCGAAAUUCCUCCUCAAAAAAUGGAUUUCGGAAAUAAAAAGAUCAAUUUUUUCCCCUCACCAAUACCUAUCACUGCGAGUGUGUUUGAACGUGGUGUAAUUUUUGCUAUCUCAUUAUACGCUAGUAUAAGGCUAGUCCGAAUAAUGGCUGCCAAUGAAGUUGGACGCAUGGAAAGUUUAGAUUUAAUUUUGCUUGCGAUAUGGACUUGGUGCGUUUAUUCUUUUGAUUUACCGUUUUCAAACAAGGAUGAAAAGCUUUCUCAUAUGAUUUGGGGAACAGACGAGAAAUGUUAUAGAAAUGAUGUUGAUGAUGGUGCAUUUUAUGGUACUUUAUUAAUUCCAACCGUGGCUGCUGCAAAAUUGGUAGACAUUCAUCGCUCAACAAAUGUAAAUGAUGACAUAAACAUCGAAUUUUUCGAAGCAAAUUUUGAACUUUGCAUUGCGAUGGGAUGUGGAAUUUUGAUUCAUAUGUUCAUGUCUAAACACGUUAAUCUACCUAAUAUGUCUGUCAUUUGGGCGAUGAGCAUAGUUACUAUUUUAUCUAUAAUUUUAAUUAUUUCUAUGGCAAAGUUAGGGCUCUUACCUUUGUUUGAAACAGUUGUCGCUCAGGCAAUAACAUUGCUUGCUGUAGAACUAUGGGUCAUUACCGUUAAAAAGUUCAGACUUGUAAAAAUUCCAUCAUUAAAUCACCAUUUUCCAAGCGAUAUUACCAUCUUUCAAAUUGCCUUAAUUUUAGGAAUGUUCCUAAUAGGAAUCAUUCUUUCACCUCUAUUGGUACAUUCAAGGAAUUUGGCUCAACGUCCUGCAUGGAAAAGCAAACGUAAACGUGUUUUUCAAAACAAUGGUCGGAAAUGGACUUCUUUUGCCCUAUUGGUUGGUACGUCGUUGAUCGUUGCGUUUAUAGGUCAUUGUAUACAACUCUUCUUGUCUGAAAAUCCUUAUAUUUGGUUACCCGAAUUCAUGCAUUUGGCAUUUAGUGUGGCACUUUCUGCUUUUAUAUUUUUAGAAUAUUUGCGGUACUUUGCCGUAUAUCCUUUAGGAAAAAAUAUACAUAUUUUUCUAAGUGAAUUUUUAGAUAAUCGUGAUUCAGGCCCUUGUAUUUUGAGUCAUUUAUAUUUGCUAGUUGGAUGUGCAGCUUGCAUCUGGAUGCAAGGAACCUCCAUCCUAGCAAACAUAUCAGGCAUUCUAACUUUGGGUCUAGGUGAUGCUAUGGCAUCUAUAAUUGGUAAGCGUUAUGGUCGUAGACGUUGGCCUGGAACAUCAAAGACAAUUGAGGGGUCCAUUGCGUUUAUCAUAUUCCAUUUAUUGGGCGCAUUUGCAGUAACCCGUUUGUGGCCAAGGAAUAAUUUGUUGCCAGGCAUAGAAGAGUGGCUAUAUUAUACUCUCGCUGUCUCAAUUACAG